This is a messenger RNA of Oppia nitens, 1395 nucleotides long. Its product is annotated as cytochrome P450 3A8-like. Bases 1 to 1395 code for a protein of 464 amino acids. NCBI's taxonomy places the organism in Eukaryota, Metazoa, Arthropoda, Arachnida, Sarcoptiformes, Oppiidae. The record is from RefSeq and is a predicted model, not a curated record. Gene Ontology annotation, molecular function: monooxygenase activity; heme binding; oxidoreductase activity, acting on paired donors, with incorporation or reduction of molecular oxygen. The transcript has 3 exons.
AUGGAUUGGGUGCGUAAAUACGGCAAAGUUUUCGGUUUAUUCUUCGGCAACGAACCAGUUCUGGUGAUCAGUGAUCCGCAACUGAUCAAACAAAUCUGUAUUAAGGACUGGCAUGUAUUUAUCAAUCGGUCGCAAUCAAACGUGACCACUACCGAAGCUCAUCCUAUACUACAGUAUCAUUUGGAUUCGGCCGCCGGUCGCGAAUGGCAACGACUGCGCGGUAUUGUUACCCAAAUAUUUACCGGCUCUAAGAUCAAGUCGAUGAUACCGAAGAUACACGACUGUACAAUGCAAAUGUGCCGUACAUUGGAUCCAUUGGCCGCCACCGGUCCCCGUGAAGGUAUCGGCGGCACUGGCGGCGGACAAGUAGUCGAUAUGAAAGAGUUUUAUGUCAACUAUGUUAUGGACUCGACAGCCACUACCGUCUAUGCCGUACCGCUUGACUCCAAUCGUCAGCCGAAACAUCCGUUUGUCCAGAACACCCGUCAACUGGUCAGUCCUAACUGGUAUCGUAGUCUACUGUUCCUACUGUUACCCCAAUCGUUGCUCAACCUGUUUGGCCUGAAAUUUCUGAUACCCGAUUCGGUUAACGAAUAUUUUUUCGAUGUUACCCGUCGGCUGAUUCACGACCGCAACAACGAUAGCAACCGAUACAAUGAUUUUGUAAAAUUUCUAUUAAAAGCCCGAAUCGAUGACAACACUAUCGAUGAAUAUAAUAUCUAUGAAAAAGGUAUGAAAAAGUUUCUGAACGACGACGAAAUUGUGGGAACCGGUUGGUCGCUGAUCGGUGCCGGCUAUGAGGCCCGAGUAUUGACCUUAUCGUUCGGUACCUACGAGUUGGCAAUGAAUCCCGAACUACAGGAACGACUCUACGGGGAAGUGAUGACCGCUUUUUUCGACGACGACGACUCGGCAUCCGAUGGCCACCGAUUGGACUACGAAAAGAUGAUUGCGUUGCCAUUGUUGGAGGCGUUCAUCAACGAAACCUUGAGGUUGCAUACGUCGGCCAUACGUGAAGGUCGUAUGGCUGUCCAGGACUAUUGGUUAGGCGAUACAGGUUUGCUGGUUAAAAAAGGUGAACAAGUAGAGUUUCCGUUUUAUGCUAUACAUCACUGUCCUGACUACUACCCGAACCCGGAAGCCUUUCUACCCGAACGUUUUCUACCGGAAAAUCGCCAUAAACUGGUACCCUAUACGUUCAUGCCGUUCGGUAUGGGUGCCCGACAGUGUGUGGCCAUGAGGUUUGCCUAUUUGGAGUUCAAAUAUGUUUUCUGUCAGCUUAUCCGACGCUAUCGUUUUGCCCGUAGUCCACAAACAGAUAUACCGCCCCGUAUUACGCCCAAUACGGCCGUCUAUUCACCUCAACGUAUACUAGUUAAUAUUGUAUCCAGAUAA